AGUACAAGUUGUUAGAGUUAUCUUUCUUGAUGAUGCGUCAUCAUUUUUUGUGCACACUAGUGCACAGUUGCCUUUGACAACGAUAAAGCUCCUGAGAAGAACCGGAAAGAACAGUCAAUAUGGGGCCACUCCCACAAGGUAGUAGAAAUGUACACAUCAUGGCUAGCCAGGGUCCGGACAUCAACAUGAUGAAGUUCUACAACACAACAAAUUCCACCACGUACGGUCGAUAUUACGAUAAGUUCAAGCCACGUCCAGGUCGGCACACAGGAACAGGAUAUCUGUCAAAUUUCCGACCUGCUGUUUAUUAUAACCAGCGUCUGGACGAAGUGGACAAUCCUGUCCUUAGUAAAAUUUGUGCAAAGAAUUACCACAGUGUGACGGAGCUCCACUUCCAGCCUUACAAAGAAAACACUGGAACCGAACCACUGCCAGGAAACGUCCAUCAAAAGGGGUCAGGGUUUGUCCGACAGAAACCCAUCACUAACCCAACUGUUGGAGAAGUAAAUGGAGUGUUUAUUGACACCCGAGCUGCCUCUGCCCCGAGUGAUAUCCUUCCUAAGAAUAAACCUCGCCUACACACUCUCAGACCCAAGGACCCUGUAGAACUAGAGAAUAAUGGAUACGGUCCAAAGUAUAUGCUUUCUGAAACCAAGCAUCAAUUUCUGGGAGAACAGCCAGACAGAAUGGAUUUGACCAACAAGACUGUUGGCCCACAUGAAGAGAGUGGAUUCACGCAUGCUUAUAAUGUAGAACCAAUCACAUACAUCCCAGGGUCACCUCACAAAAAUGACCUUCCGGGUUGGGCUACAGGGCGACCUACUGGUAGUAGCAUAAUGAAAACUCAUUUCUUACGAUCAGAGUAUCCCAAGGGUAAUGAGCCUUUCCCAGUGUUGUCUCAUGGUGCAGAGCGUGGAACGGGAUUCACCCGAGAGAAAGCUAAACCUCUGUAUGUCAACAGAGUCAUGGCAGAUGCCUAUGACAGGGCAGAGAACAUUCCCUCCAUGAGACUGGACAAAACAAAGAAGGUGGACCCCACAGAGUAUCUCAAUAUGCAGAAUCCUAACAACCAUUCCAGCAUUACAAUGAAGAUGUACCAGGGACAACAGCGGCCAUCUCCCACAGAGGCUGACCGACUCAACACCACAUCCGUGGGUAACAAAGAGUUGUCUGGCUAUAGCGAGAAUAACGACAGAUUUGUCGCCCAGUCUGAUGAUUACAAGAGGUUCACCACUCACUACGAUACCAGGUUUGGACCAGACCCCACCCCUGUGGGUAAGGACAGAGAAGGCCACACAAGGGGAGCUGUACAACAACAGAAACUGGACGGAUUCACCAAGAGCACCGCUGUCCACUCUUAUGGACCUGAUGUCCAGUCUACAGCCACAUUAAGGAGGCUGGAGCCAUACGUAGCCAGGAGUAUAAAAGCUCGAGAUGUUUUCUACGAUGAUCACACACACGACAUGAAGACACACUCUGUAGUUGUAUCAUAAUGAAGAGGAAGAGCAUAAGAAGAUAUGUUAAUUAACGAUAGGGACAGUAAAUAACUGCUGGUCAUAAAGUCAUUGCAAUAUUAAUUAUGUAUGCAGGUCUUAGCUGAACACGGUAUGGAGGAUUAUAAACUUUAUAUCCCCACACGUAUUCAGCAAUUUUUUUCUGACAAAGUGUUUAAGAAACCAUUUUUAUUUUGUUAAGUUUUAGAUUGUGUCUUGAUAAACAUAAUAUUUUUACCCCAAUAUUAUUUUACCCUGUUCUAUAUUUGAUUAAGUGCUGUAGUCCUCUGUAGGUAUGUGAUCCCCUUCAGUAUUAUAUCUGUUCAUUGUUUGCAGCUCUAUUCUGGACAUCAUCCAUUCAGACAAUUUGUGUCAUUUUCUUUUUCGACUCAAAGAGUCUGCUGGAUGAUAAUACAGGCUGCUGCUUUGUCAAAUUUCUCUAUAAUAUAUUCUACUGUCUCAAAAUAGGACUGUGAUACUUUUGUUAAAUGUUUUUAACAAUCAUGUUUUGUAAAUUUUGUUAUUUUUUUUUUUUUUUUGACAGGGUUUCCAUGUUUGUUAUGGCCGUUGGUGUAUUUAACAAACUGUUAAGAAUUUUGUACUAUUAUUUAAAUCUUUACCUAUUUCUAAGGGUAGUAGACCACACUUUGCUAUAUUACACACAGGAUGGAGGAAAGCCUCUUCUUCCUUCCUGUAUUUACAGGAUAGAAAACUCGGGAGUUUUCCUUGCUGUAUUAUGUUGCUGUAUUUUACAGGAUAGAUAACUCGGGAGUUUUCCAUGAGGAAUUAUGUUGCUGUAUUUACAGGAUAGAAAACUCUGGAGUUUUCCUUGCUGUAGUAUGUUGCUGUAUUUUACAGGAUAGAAAACUUUGGAGUUUUCCUCACUGUAUUAUGUUGCUGUAUUUUGCAGGACAGAAUUUUUUUUCCCUUUGCUGCAUGAUUAUGCUGCUAAUUGUGUAUAUUUGAAAGUAUACACAAUACUUACAAUUCAGAUGAUUUAUAUAUAUAUGAUGUGAUUUUAUAGGAAUGUUUUGUCAGAAAAUUGUACGUGUUAAGGUUAUUAUAAUGCAUGCCCAUCAGAACUUAUUUCACUGAAAAAAAAGGUGUACACAUAAUAAAGUCAGUGAAAAUCUAA
Molecule: messenger RNA, 2628 nt
Organism: Saccostrea echinata
Lineage: Eukaryota; Metazoa; Mollusca; Bivalvia; Ostreida; Ostreidae
Product: stabilizer of axonemal microtubules 4-like
Exons: 12
Coding region: 120-1493 (457 amino acids)
Molecular function (GO): phosphatase binding
Source: RefSeq, a predicted model, not a curated record